AUGAUGGACGAGCACGACCAAGACACCUUCACCUCAGUCACCUGGGACAACAAGGACGCCGCAGACUCCCAGCCCGUCUUCACCUCGAUGCCCAACCCAGCCUCGGAUCCGCACUCGUCGUCCCCAGCACCGGGACCCUCGUCCAGCGCCGCCGUAUCCGCAGGUCCCAGCAGGCUCGCAACCGCAUACGACAACGACGACGCCACCAGGCUCUCCUGGGCCGGAUACCUCAUGGUCCAGGUCCUCGACCCCAGAAAGGAGCUCGAGGGUCAAAAGGACUCGUUCAUCUCCUACGGCAUCCGCGCAGAGACCAACCUCGCCCACUUCUCCAGGACCUACAUGGCAACAAGGAGGAGGUUCAACGACUUUACCUUUCUCAGAGACGGCCUCAAGCGCGACUUUCCCGCCUGCAUCGUCGCACCCCUCCCCGAAAAGCACCGGUUAGAGUACCUCACCGGCGACCGCUUCAGCCCCGAGUUCAUCGAGAAGCGAACCGCAGACCUCCAGCUGUUUCUCGAGAGAAUAUGCCGGCACCCCACUCUCCAGCGCAGCCAGCUGCUCAGAAGCUUUCUCGAGUCGACGGAAUGGCAAGUCGACAUGCAUGCCCACAACUCUUCGCACAACAUCCUCGCCUCGGGCUCUGGAACCGGCGGCGGCUCGCUCAUUUCGGGAUCGCAGCACGAGAACACGGCGCCCCCCAGCCUCCUCGACAGCCUCUCCGACACUCUCCUCAACGCCUUCACAAAGGUCAGGAAGCCCGACGAGCGCUUCCUCGAGAUCCGCGACAGCAUCGACAAGCUCGAAGAGGGCCUGUCUGGCACGGAACGCGUCCUCGCGCGCAACCGCUCCCGCAUCUCAGACCUGUCGACCGACUACGAGGACCUGGCGACGAGCUUUGAAGGGCUCGGCUACCUCGAGAGCGGCAUCACCGAUCCGCUCAACCGCUUCGCCUCGACGAUGCUCGAGUUUGCCAGGCUGCAGCGCAUCACGUCGGCCCGCUCGACCGACUCGAUGCUGUCUCAGAUGCACGCGCUGCUGUCGUACGCCAAUUCGCACAAGUCGGUGCUCAAGCUGCGCGACACCAAGCAGCUGGAUUUCGAGGAGCUGACCGACUACCUGUCGGGCGUCGUGUCGGAGCGCGACCGGCUUGCGAGCCUGUCGAGCCCGCACGGCGCGGGGCACGGCCACGGCGGGGUGCGCGGCGCGGGGAUCGGCGGGUACCUCAAGGACAAGGUGGACAGCUUCCGGGGCGUCGACGAGGAGAGGACGAGGGUGGAGAGGAUGCAGAGGCUCGACGGACGCAUCAAGGAGCUGCAAGACGCGGUGACGUCUGCGCACGACACAUCGCAGGCGUUUAACAACGAGGUGUUCAAGGAGCACGAGAUCUUCAAGCUGGCCAAGGAGCAGGAGAUGCGCGACAUUCUGUCGACGUACGCCGAGGGGCAGAUUGAGCUCUACUCGAAGGCGAUGGAGAGCUUUGACCGGCUGAUUCCGCAGCUGGAAAAGAUCCGCGUGGCGUAG
Pseudozyma flocculosa PF-1 is the source of this 1521-nucleotide messenger RNA. RefSeq lists its product as uncharacterized. Bases 1 to 1521 code for a protein of 506 amino acids. Gene Ontology annotation, biological process: cytoplasm to vacuole targeting by the Cvt pathway; autophagy. Lineage: Eukaryota; Fungi; Basidiomycota; Ustilaginomycetes; Ustilaginales; Ustilaginaceae. The record is from RefSeq and is a predicted model, not a curated record. Gene Ontology annotation, cellular component: phagophore assembly site. Gene Ontology annotation, molecular function: phosphatidylinositol binding. The transcript is spliced from 6 exons.